Molecule: messenger RNA, 2571 nt
Organism: Plodia interpunctella (Indianmeal moth)
Lineage: Eukaryota; Metazoa; Arthropoda; Insecta; Lepidoptera; Pyralidae
Exons: 4
Coding region: 258-722 (154 amino acids)
Biological process (GO): cilium organization
Cellular component (GO): ciliary basal body
Source: RefSeq, a predicted model, not a curated record
CAUCCGGGUUAGGGGAAAUACAUCGAAAUCAGGGACUAUUCGGGAAAUAGUCCCGUCACCAUGACAACCUAGUUGUUAGACCAAUAGUUCCCCAUUUUCCGCCUACUACAUACCAUUCUAGUCCACUCGAGAAAAACCUUCGUCGUCAUGCGUCCUUAUUUUUCGUAAUCUGACGAUUUCAAAAUGACAAAUUCGUCAUUGAGUCGCGGGUGAAGUCGUGGUUAUUUUUUAAGUUUUAUUUAUUUUAAUUACUGAAAAUGGCGUUCUGUUUCGACAGCGGGCAGUUCAAUCGGGAGUCGACGCCCAAGCGCCUGGGCAACUGGGAGGUGCCAAGGUUCGCGCCGACCCGCGCCAGGCCCGUGGAGAUGAGGCCCGACCCGAAGCCCAUCUGCGACGAGAACGGACACUUUCUGUCCGGAGCACCCAGGGGCACGUCGAGGUGCUUCGGCCACUUUACUGGCACUUGGGAACUGCCCAGGAAGAUUACGAGGAAAGUUGCUGCCGAGCUAGCAAAAGAACCACCAGAUGGGAGAUUCCCUGAUUGGGUGAACCAGCGCGUGCAAAGACCCAAGGCCGCGGCGGCAGCGCGCAUGCGUGCCAAGCGCGGGAAAGGAGAACCGAAGCCGCCGAAAAAGGAGCCGUCCCUACAGGACAUUCAGUCGUUCAUUCCAAGACUAUGCCCGGUACACCAACGUAAGUUGCACAAAAUAGAACAUCAUUGAAGACUUAAAUUUCACCAAUGCACCUAACUGUAGAUUGGUACCAAACAGUUAUUUUUUUAUUUUCAUAAAAUUUGAAUUCGUUCCAAUUUUUUUUUAUGUCUGCUCCAUAAUAAGGAACAGGAAGUAGAUGAAGACCAAAAAGAAAAUAACAUUAAGGAAUCACAAGAUAAUAAAGAAGAAAUACAAGAGGACCAGGCAGCCGAUGACACAGAUUUUAAAACAGAAGACAAUCCUUUAGGCAUUAUAAAGAAAGAACCGACAGAUGACGAGGGCCACGGUCCAUACAUUCCCGGCUCACUAACUGACCCGGAUAAAAGACACGAUACUCACCAGUUAUUAGUCAAACACGCAAUCGAACAAAUUCACGGUCCACAAGAAGACGAAGCGGAACAGUUCUGGAGAAAAGUAGCCGAGAACGCAAAGGAAAAUGAAAGGAGGCAUGAAAGCAUGAAAGUGGAGAAAACAAGUAAAACACCAAAAUUACCUUAUGUGAAUGUUUCACAAAACUUUAAUUUUGCGAAAAAAAUGCACGUAGGAAAUCUUGAGCAUCAACCUUUACCAGAUACUCUAGGUUACAGAAAUCUUACUAAAAUAGCUGAACAUAGAGAUUCAGAUAUUAUUGUAAAGCCCUACGCGAUUGGUUGGAAAGGUUACGGAGCAUCGGGUCCUACAUGCUGUACAAAAAUGCGCGUACAUAGACCCAAAACCUGCGACCCUAAAAAAGUAGAAGCGGAAAAGGACAAUAAAAGGCCUUCCACAUCCGCUCUGGAUUUGGGAAAACAAUACAGAAGACCGUUAUCGCUAAUGGAUCUAGCGAUAUGCUGGGAUUUUAGACCUGAUGAUCCGACUGGCGAACCGAGGCCUUCAAAGCAUAUAGAUGGAUCAAACGGAUCAAAAGCACCAGCGGUCUUCACAAUGGUGCAUACACCAAAAGAAGAGGUAGAAACAACUCCGCCAAGUCACACAAUGCCAAUAUUUCACCAAAAUCGUUCAGGAUCCGACCCGGGGCAUCAUCCUGUUCCUUAUUUUGAAAAGAAUAUGACUAAAGAUAAACGCAAAGAUUCUUGCGAAGUUCAGCAUUGUCCGCAGCAUAAUUACGAGGACAGAGAUGAGAAGGGCUCAAGAUAUUCCAGUAGAAAAAAUUCUGGCCAAGGCGUGAAGAAACCGCCGUGCGAUGGCAUUCAUGGUUGUGGGACACCUAGUGAGACUAGUAGAAAAUCAAGUCGUGAUGACACUAGACCUGAAAAAUUGCAGACAAUCAGAGACGCAUGGACUACUAACGAAAAACCUAAAAAUAUACGCUCCGACAUCAAUCGAAAUCGUCAUAGUCUAGAGUCUUACGAAAAAACUCCCUUAGCACAAGGAAAGUUGCAUCAGAGUUCACCGAACGAAUCCCAGUUGUCGAGACGCUCCAAAGAGAGCGAGUCCUCAAGUGCCCGGCACAAAACUUGCUUGCCAUGUAACGAAAAGGUACAUCAAGGGUCGAAGCAAAAGGAAGACUACAAAUUCGCCUUCAAGGCUGGGAAUCCGCACUCCGUGCAAAGUGUGAGCAGUACAGACUCUAAAGGCGUUAAAAUUCCUAAGAUGCGUCACCCGUACACGAAGAAAUCCUACACAAUACCAACAUUAGCACCGCCGUUUACCAUUUGGCGGGACUCAAAUGCGUGUGGGUAUCCAGAGCAUUGGAGACUAGCUAGCGUUUACCAACACGCUUAUAAACCUCCGGAGCAGCGUAGGAAACCACUAAUCAAUAGUGUAUAUCAGUAGUCAAUUAAAAACAGAAUUAAAAGUGAAAUUUUAUUGGGUCCAAUAUUGUACAUUGGAGUUGAAAUAAAUUUCAUUCUUUCGA